UAAACCUGAGUAUGUCAGGUGAAUAAUAUGCCUGGCUAAGUCGAGGAGGAGCACCUCCAAUCCCAUGCAUGAAAACAAAUGCAAUUCUGUUCAUCUUGACAUUGAAGACAGACUAUAACCGAAGUAAAUCGUUUUUUUCUCUCCCAACUGCUCCUGCUCUCUCGAUUUCAAUCCUUUUACCCUUAAACCCAUAGCUACUCCUUGUGAUUAGGUUCAAUGGCACCCUCUUUUCUCAGCCCUAUAUCAGUAUACACUUCUUAUCUCCGUCUCUGCUUCACCUACGCCGGCCUCUCACGCCAGGCCAUCGACAUUGACAAUGAAACCACCCUCCACUUCUGGGGCCCCAAUCCUGAUAAUCGAACCUCCACCCACAAACCAUCCCUCGUCUUGAUCCACGGGUUCGGUCCAGUCGCUCUCUGGCAAUGGCACUACCAGGUUCGGUUCUUUUCACCCCAUUUUAACCUCUACGUCCCUGACCUAAUCUUCUUCGGUGAAUCAACAACAAAGUCCUCGGAAAGAUCAGAGAUCUUCCAGGCAAAGUCCGUCGCGAAGUUGCUUGAAAAGUUGGGGGUCAAGAAAUAUUCUAUAGUUGGCACCAGCUACGGUGGGUUCGUGGCGUACAACAUUGCGAGGAUGUGGCCGGAGAGGGUAGAGAAGGUGGUAAUAGCGAGCUCUGGGGUGAACAUGAGGAGGAGUGAUAACGAAAAGUUGAUGAGGAAGUCUAAAGCAGAAAAUAUUGGCGAUCUUAUGUUGCCUCAGAAGGCCUCGCAGAUGAGAGUUUUGAUUAGCCUGGCCGCGUUCAGGCUCCGCAGUCUCCAUAUGAUUCCAGACUUUCUAUUGAAGGACUUCAUUUCUAAAUCGUACACAGAGAAGAGGAGCGAGAAGUUAGAACUUCUCAGUGGAUUAACCAUUGGACGAGAUGAAACAGUAAAUAUUUCACCACUCCAACAUGAUGUCUUGUUAAUCUGGGGAGAAGAAGACACAAUAUUUCCUUUGGCUAUGGCAACUGAGCUCAAAGGGCUGAUUGGGAAGAACGUGAAGCUGGAAACAAUAAAGGAUGCAUCCCAUAUACCCCAAACUGAAAGACCACAAAAAUUCAACUACAUUGUCAGUAGUUUCUUGCGUGGCUCUUCAUGAUCAUGAUGUAAUUGUCUUGCUUUUUAUCUACAUGCAGAACUGGGAUUCUUGCUUCCGUUUGAUUAUAUACUACAAGUCCAAGGACUUCCUGUGCA
Molecule: messenger RNA, 1232 nt
Organism: Hevea brasiliensis (rubber tree)
Lineage: Eukaryota; Viridiplantae; Streptophyta; Magnoliopsida; Malpighiales; Euphorbiaceae
Exons: 5
Coding region: 217-1137 (306 amino acids)
Molecular function (GO): catalytic activity
Source: RefSeq, a predicted model, not a curated record